CUGACGUGUAUUUAGGGAGGUGCCUAUUAAGAUUCCUUUAGCCUUUAGCGGCUUCACAAUGUUUUCCUUUGUCUUUAAUAUCACAGCAUGAAAUUAUUAAAUGUUGUUCCGAUGUAUUUGAUACAUUGCAACACAAGGCAAACCGUAAUUGGACAGAUCUUCAAGAGCUUCCAUGAGAAGGAGAAUAGGACAUUCCUAGGAUAGACUCGCAGUGUUGUAUUCACAAGUGUGAUUAAAUACAAAGGUCUUAUGAAGAAAAAUGGGAAAGAGCAGGGUACCAGAUCUGUACAGAGCCCCCUUUCCACUGUACACCGUUAAAGUGGAUCCAGCCACGGGGAUGGUGAUCACAGCAGGAGGAGGUGGAGCCUCAAAGACUGGAAUAAGGAAUGCCGUGCACUUCCUGGAUUUGCAGCUGAAUGGAGAGCACCACUACAGCGCAAGCCUCCUUCAUUCCCACGACACGGACAUGCGUGCCACUAUGAACAUGGCUGUGGGUGAUGGAGUGAUAGCUGCAGGACAGGACGGCACCUGCUGCCUCAUGAAUUUUAAAGUCUGCACGAAGAAAGGAAAAAACGUUUCUGACAAAAAUGAGAAGAUCACAAAGGAAGGUAAUGCCAGGCGAAGAGUGGGGAAAGGAGACCAAGUGGAAGGCGAUCGGGCUGCUGCAGCUCAGGAUACGUCAGAUACCAAGGAAGAGACGACUCACAUCCAAGUGUCCGGAUUGGCUGAACUGCAAUCGGACUUAAACCCUGAAGACCCGCUGCAGAAAGUGGUUAGGUUCAGUCCUGACAUGAGCCUUUUGCUGACAGGAGGCAGCGACGGACACAUCCGAGUCUGGGAGUUUCCCUCCCUGAAAAGUAAGUUUGAUUUCAAAGCCCAUGAAGGGGAGAUUGAAGACUUGGACAUGAGCCCGCUGAACAAGAACCUUGUGACUGUUGGACGCGAUUUUGCCUGCAAAGUGUGGAGUGGCAACCAGUUGGUUAUGGGUCUUCACUGGCACAAAGCCAUGCCUUUGAUAUCUGAAAAGUCUUAUCGAUACAUGGCUUGCAGGUUUGGAAAAGUAGAAGACCAAAAAGACACACUGAGGCUUUACACAGUGCAGAUUCCUCACAAAAGAGAGAGAAAACCGGCUCCUUGCUACCUUACAAAGUGGGAUGGCAAGAGCCUGCUGCCCAUGCUCACGUCCCCCUGUGGUUCUGAGGUCAUCUCCUGUUUGGCUGUCAGCGACUCCGGGACAUUUCUUGGCCUUGGAACUGUAACUGGAUCAGUGGCAAUCUACAUUGCUUUCUCCCUACAGAGGCUGUAUUAUGUCCAGGAGUCCCAUGGCAUCGUUGUGACAGACCUCACCUUCCUGUCCGGUUCCCUGAAAGGCAAAAACAUCAAAGGGAAUCAUGAAACCGCCAUGCUGAGUGUUGCUGUGGACAGUCGCUGUCAAGUACACACGGUUACCGACCGAAGAUACUUCCCUGUCUGGCUCAUGCUGUUCUUCUGUGUCCUUAUGGUGGUGGGAGUGGUCCUCCUUCUGCAGUACCUCUUUCCAGGAUUUCUGUAACUAAGACCUACUGUCCAUGGCCAGGUUGAUCAAGCUCAGGCAUAUCUGCAUGUCUGUCAGUCCAACAUCCAAAGCCCCACUGCUGCAUGAGAGCUGAACCCAGCGAGCCCGUAAGGUUGUGAGAUUUUAUUUUCUUUGAAGUCUAUUAACUAUUCUUAAUUUCUCUUGGAUUGACGGCACAAUCGUAAAGGCUCAGGUUAAUGAUGGAUUAAGGGCUGGGCUCCGUAUUUUAGUUGACAUAUUCAGGCACAGUGUGAGUAGAAAAGAAAUCUAAAACAUUUAUCAUUUUUUAAAACGUACAUCGAAUUUGAAAAAGUGCUGUUUUAAAGCAGACGGGUUGAAGUCUCCUUUGAGGAGAAGUUGGACAUAUAGUGGUAUUUGUCAUGAGAUGUGAUUUAAAAUAACUGGAAGUCACUUAAAUUCUUUGAGAAUUCAAUAUGAUUAAAAAAACAAACACCUUAAUCAAUUUUUGUAAACGCAUAGCUACGGAAAUGUGUGUGGAUAUUAAAAAAAUGUGAUUAAACAUUUUAAAUAGUCUGUCAUCACCUUUUGUUGAAAUGAUCAAGUAAAUGAAACCUCAGUAAGGACGGUAACGAGGAGCGUGGCCAUCCGGAGGGAACUCGGAGUAAAGCUGCUGAAAAGAGUCGGCCGUGGAGGUUUGGGUAUCCAGUUAAGAAGUCUCCUGGUUUCCUCCUUUUGGAAGCACAUGUAGGAGGAAGGAGCCUCUGAGGCUGUUUUUGAUGACCAAAACUAUUUUUCAAAGAAAAUUGCCUUAGAUUGAGGGGGAAAAAAGGUGUAUACAACCACAUGGUCAGUCAUUCAGCCACUUCACUGAAUACUUUUUUAACACAUGGCAUUAUUAUAAUUCCUCAGUCUUUUUUAGUUCUCCCGACCACAGAUCAAACGUGGGCAGUUUUUCUUUUACACUUAAACUUUGUAGUAAUCGCCAUGCAAAACUAAACAGCAGUUGUGUCAUGUUUGUUGGCUCACGAACAACGAUGAAAAGAAUGACUAUAUCAAGUAGUGGAGUGAAGUUAUGGAAUAGUUUACAGCCGUGUUUAAAGCAGAGUGUGAACAUAAAUUUGUUUAAGAGAAGGUUCAAAAAAUUACUUUUGGAUAAAUAUGUAGACGAGGAAAGAUAAAAAACAGGUAGAUUAAUAUGGAAGAGU
Menidia menidia (Atlantic silverside) is the source of this 2721-nucleotide messenger RNA. The record is from the annotation of a GenBank genome assembly. Lineage: Eukaryota; Metazoa; Chordata; Actinopteri; Atheriniformes; Atherinopsidae.